Molecule: messenger RNA, 1681 nt
Organism: Paralichthys olivaceus (Japanese flounder)
Lineage: Eukaryota; Metazoa; Chordata; Actinopteri; Pleuronectiformes; Paralichthyidae
Gene: hlfb
Product: HLF transcription factor, PAR bZIP family member b
Biological process (GO): regulation of transcription by RNA polymerase II
Cellular component (GO): nucleus
Molecular function (GO): DNA-binding transcription factor activity, RNA polymerase II-specific; RNA polymerase II cis-regulatory region sequence-specific DNA binding
Source: RefSeq, a predicted model, not a curated record
GCGCUCUGACGUCAGCAGUCCUCGGCUGUCAAUCAUGGAUCAGUGCUGGUUGUGUCCUCCUCGCGCUGCUCAUCAGACACACGCGCACAGGACGCAGCGCGAGCACAGCGCGAGCACAGCGCUUUGUCCUGACAGCCUUUUAUCAGGAGGGCUUUGAUCCGCAGGUUUCCAGUCAGUGUGUAUUGGAGGGUUCUCUCUGGAUGUAGCUGCAGAUCUGAAGAAACAUCUCAUCCUCACUUUUCUCUUCGCGUCUGGAGAAAAUGUCUCGACCACUUCCGCUCAGUUUUCUGGCUCCGCACGGAGUCCUGAAGUCUCUGCUGGAGAAACCUGUGAGGCUGCAGCUGCACCAUGAAGCUUUCACCAAGGAGCAGGGGAAGGAGAAGAACCUGGAGGAGGAGCACAGCUCCCCCCAGUCAGCCUUCCUGGGCCCAACACUGUGGGACAAGACCCUCCCCUACGAUGGAGACACCUUCCAGCUGGAGUACAUGGACCUGGAGGAGUUCCUGUCAGAGAACGGGAUCCCCUCCAGCCCCUCCCACCACCAUCAUGACCAGCACCAACCACAGGCUACGUCAUGCCAACCACUAAUCAUGCCGACAGCCCCUCCCACUCCGACGCCCUCAGUGAUGGACCUGAGCAGCCACGCCUCCACCUCCAUAAACACAAGCGUCACCCCUCCCAUCUGUCUCCACAGCAGCCAGACGAGAGAAGGCCUCCAAAACUCCAGAAACACUCCGAGCCCCAUUGACCCAGACUCCAUCCAGAUUCCUACUGGGUACGAACCCGACCCGGCCGACCUGGUUCUGUCCAGCGUCCCGGGUCAGGAGAUGUUCGACCCGCGCAAACGCAAGUUCUCUGCCGAGGAGCUGAAACUGCAGCCAAUGAUCAAGAAAGCUCGGAAGGUUUUCAUGCCAGAGGACCUGAAGGAUGACAAAUACUGGGCCAGCCGCAGGAAGAACAACUUGGCAGCGAAGCGGUCCCGGGACGCUCGGCGGCUCAAAGAGAACCAGAUUGCCAUCCGAGCCGGCUUCCUGGAAAAGGAGAACUCGGCUCUGAGGUGGGAGGUGGCCGACCUGAGGAAGGAGCUUGGACGCACCAAGAACGUCCUGUCCAAGUAUAAGGGGCUGCACGGGCCACUCUGACCGCACACACACACACACACAGACACACACACAAUGAGCCCCGCCUCCUCCUGACCAACCAACUCAGUUACUCCUGAUUGUGAGGUCAUUCCACCAACCAAUGAGAUAACACCAGCUGCUCUGAGUUAAAGGACAAACAUCAACAAAUCACUAGAAAAGACUCAAACCAUCACUUCCUGUCUCAUUAGUUCCUCAUUGGUUCCCACUGAGAACGCAAAUGAUUCUAAACGCCUCACACAAGUGUCGACUGAUAAAAAAAAGAAACUGUUUUUAUUGCUCUGCAAUAGCGACACCUAGUGGAGACAUGGAGGCUUUCAGGUUGUCUGCUCGUCUCAUUAUCGUGAAGAUUUCUUCUAAUUUGGUCCAAGUAAUCAUUUAGACUCAUGAGAGAAUGGAUUUGAUUUGGGGGGUCAAAGGUCCCACCCACUGUCCACAUAUACAUACCCGUCACUUCCUCUUCCUGUUUGAUCAUCUGAUUGCGGACGUCACGUUGUUGAACUUUGUGCCGUCACGACUGUGUCUGAGAUUUAUUUAAAAAU